This is a messenger RNA of Hyphopichia burtonii NRRL Y-1933, 825 nucleotides long. Its product is annotated as retromer subunit. Bases 1 to 825 code for a protein of 274 amino acids. The record is from RefSeq and is a predicted model, not a curated record. Gene Ontology annotation, cellular component: retromer complex; endosome. The transcript has a single exon. Lineage: Eukaryota; Fungi; Ascomycota; Pichiomycetes; Serinales; Debaryomycetaceae. Gene Ontology annotation, biological process: retrograde transport, endosome to Golgi; intracellular protein transport.
AUGUUAACUCUAUUGAUAGGUGAUUUGCAUAUACCGGAGAGGUCAAUUGAGAUACCUCCUAAAUUCCGAAAAUUAUUAGCACCAAAUCCAAAUCAAACACCAUCCAAUAAUAAAAUAUCCCAAGUAUUAUGUUUAGGGAAUUUAACUAAUAGUUUCGAUACAUUGAAGUUCUUAACUAACCUAUCGCCAUCAUUCAAUUUGGUCAAAGGCGAAUUUGACAAUUCUGUAAUAUUGAGUCAGCAAUUGAAUGAGUUAAAUUUAAAGAUUGAUCCAAUACCUUAUCAUCAAACCAUUCAAAAUGGAAAUUUGAAAAUUGGAUUUACUAAUGGUUAUCAAGUAAUCCCUAAAAAUGACCCAUUAAGUUUAUUAAAUUUAGCGAGAGAAUUAGAUGUUGAUAUUCUCGUUUGGGGUGGGACUCAUAAAGUAGAAGCUUACACCUUGGAUGAAAAAUUCUUUAUCAAUCCCGGUAGUGUUACUGGGUCAUAUUCAUUCGAUUGGCCCGAUAACGAAGACGAUGACGAAGAAGAGGAAGAUGAAGAGGAUGAACCAGAAGAAAAAGAAGAAGAGAAUGGAGAAGAAAAAAAUGCCGAUGUAAAAGAAGAACAAAACGGAGAAACUCAAGAUUCUAAAACGGAAGAAACUGAAUCCGAUAAACCAGUUGAGGAUGAAAAAGAUGAAGAAUUGAAUAACGAAAUAACAGACUUAUCGUCGUCAAUACCUUCUUUUUGUUUGUUAGAUACUAAUGGAAAUAAGUGUACUGCUUAUAUAUAUACAUAUAUUGAAGGAGAAGUUAAAGUUGAUAAAGUUACUUAUCAAAAAGAAUAA